Molecule: messenger RNA, 1135 nt
Organism: Rhodamnia argentea
Lineage: Eukaryota; Viridiplantae; Streptophyta; Magnoliopsida; Myrtales; Myrtaceae
Product: CRIB domain-containing protein RIC7-like
Exons: 4
Coding region: 221-970 (249 amino acids)
Source: RefSeq, a predicted model, not a curated record
CUUCUUCUUCUUUUCAUCCCGUCUAAUUCAUGAGAGUUGUGUUCAAAUCCUGCAAGGAUCGUCCGUGCUUAUCGAUCUCGAAAUUCAAGCGCCGAUAGCCCGGUUUUCGCAGCGUCUUCUCGGGCGUCCACAGCCUUGUUUGCGACAGCGGUGGCAAAGACAUGGGUAGGAACAAUUUUGUUCGGUUUUGAACGUACAAGAAUUUGGGUGACGGACAAGGAUGACGACCAAGAUGAAGGGCCUCCUCAAGGGUCUCAGAUACAUUUCGCAGAUAUUCGAUGAUGAUGAGAAGGAACCGGAAAUGAACAUCGGUUAUCCCACCGAUGUGAAGCAUGUUGCUCACAUUGGUUGGGAUGGUCCCUCCGAGAAAAAUUCACCAAGCUGGAUGACUGAUUUCAAACCGUCGUCACCGAGACAAUCCUCGUCCGCCCCUUUGGGCGUCGGAAAUGACGAGAAGGAUGGCUCUUCCUUUAAUGGAGUUUACGAAGAAUCAAGCAGAGGAAUUGUGGGGACACAGAGUUACAAAAGCUCUCCAGCGCCCGAAUUGCCAGAAAUACCGAAAUCGUCCAGAAGCCAUAACCCUUCAUUAUCAUCAGGAGACGCUGAAUCGCCAACCAAGGCCAAGUCGGACAAACACCGGCCACCGAGAAGAUCUUCUAAGGGCUCUCACAAUGAACGGGAGGUAUCAGACUCUAGCAAGCCCACCCAACAGUCCAUGGAUUCUGCCGCCGACGCCGUCCCAUCGCAACUCUCCGAUCUGCCCAAGAAAUCGAGGAAGAAGAAGCCCAAGGACUCUGGUGCAUCCACAAGAUCAUCAUCGAGGUCAUCAAAACCACAAGUCAAGGACUCGUGCUCUUCUCCCGCCCGUGAAAAUGAGUCCUUGUCCACAGGAAGAAACAAACGAGAAGGUUCUCAGAGAUCAAAUGCAGUUGAUGAGGCGGAUGGGAUUGGACAUGGUCUAGUAUCUUGAUCCUUUCCUAGCUUUUUUCACCUUAUUUGUAGUACCAGUUGUAUUCGCUAUACUAGGGAACCUACUGAUCAGUUUAAGACUCGAGACCAACCUAAAGUGCCAUUUUUCUAGUGGAGUUUCGAACGCUUAUAUUUUGCAACAACCUAAUACAGAUGGGAACAGUAG